Messenger RNA from Corylus avellana, 2172 nucleotides. NCBI's taxonomy places the organism in Eukaryota, Viridiplantae, Streptophyta, Magnoliopsida, Fagales, Betulaceae. The record is from RefSeq and is a predicted model, not a curated record.
AUGAAGAACAACCUCGUAUUCAGCAGUGAUUUGUCCACAAAACUGGUCUACUGGAAUCAAAGUGCAGAUUGCUGUUUGUGGGAAGGUGUAAACUGCGCGGAAGGACGUGUUAUUGGUCUCGAUCUGACCAACGAAUCCAUCUCGGGUGGACUUGACAACUUAAGCAGCCUCUUCAAUCUUUCGUAUCUCCAGAGCUUGAAUUUGGCUUUCAACAACUUCAACGGCUCUCAAAUUCCAUCAGAGUUUGACAAGCUGGCAAAUUUGAAUUAUUUAAACCUAUCAAAUGCGGGCUUUGAUGGGCAGAUACCAAUGGCGAUUUCACACUUGACAAGGUUGGUUACUCUUGACCUGCAUUACAACUCACUGAAUGGGAGUAUUCCAAUUUCCUUGUUUUCCCUUCCAUUAUUGCAAACAUUACAACUUUCCAACAACCAAUUUUCUGGUCAACUCAAUGAAAUUCUCAAUGUUUCUUCUCACCUCCUGGACACCCUUGAUUUGAGUAGCAACAACUUGGAAGGGCCAAUACCCAUGUCUGUCUUUGAACUCCAACGGCUUAAGAUCCUCUCACUUUCUUCAAACAACUUCAAUGGAUCCUUGCAGCUUAAUGUGAUUCAACAGUUGAGCAAUCUUUUGCAUCUUGAUCUUUCAUACAAUAGGUUAUUGAUUGAAUAUAAUGGAACUAAUUCGUCAUUCUCCUCCUUUCCCCAGAUUGCCACAUUAAUAUUGGCUUCUAGCAAGAUGAAAAAAUUUCAUGAUUUCUUGAGAAACCAAUCCAAACUAACUUAUCUAGACCUUUCAGACAACCAGAUUGAAGGAGAUAUACCAAACUGGCUCUUGAAACAUCGUAAUCUUAUUGGCUUAAAUCUCUCUUUUAAUCACCUGGUGACUCUGGAUGGACCACUCUCUAAUCUUUCUUCUUUGAGUGUUCUGGACCUUAGUUCAAACCAACUCCAAGGACAACUCCCAAAUCUACCACCAUUUGUCACGUACGUGGAUUUCUCGAGCAAUAAUUUCAGCUCUGUAAUACCAGUUAGUACUAUUGACUCCCUUACUUCUGCUUAUUUCUUCUCUCUUUCUAGCAAUAAGGUCCAUGGGAGUAUCCCUGAAUCAAUAUGCAAUGCAACAUAUCUUCAAGUUCUAGAUUUGUCUUAUAAUCUCUUCAAUGGAAAAAUACCCCAGUGCUUGAGUGAGAUGUAUCGGACUCUUCUGGUGCUAAAUCUAAGGAGAAACAAGCUCAUUGGUUCAAUUCCUGAUUCCUUUGAAGGCAAUUGUAGUUUACGAACUUUGGAUUUCAGUGAAAACCUAAUUAGAGGACUGUUACCGAAGUCUUUAGCCAAUUGCACAAAGUUGGAGGCCUUGAACAUCGGGAACAAUCUCAUCGAGGAUGCCUUUCCAUGUUACUUGAAGAACACAUCCAUGUUGCGCAUCCUUGUUUUGCGAUCUAACAACUUUACCGGGCCUGUUGGUUGUUCAGAGCCUAAUGUCACUUGGCCGAUGCUUCAAAUUGUAGAUAUAGCUUCAAAUAAUUUUACCGGUAAGCUUCCAAAAAUUUAUGGCUGGAAGGCAAUGAUGGAUGAUGAAAUUGAGGCCCAAUCAGAGCAUACGCACCUCCAAUUUGAAGUCCUGAGACAAUAUUACUAUCAAGAUUCCAUAACAAUUACCUUCAAUUUUACUAUGGAGUUGGUGAAGAUUCAAAAUGUUUUCACUGUGAUUGACUUUUCCAGCAACAAUCUUGAGGGGCCAAUACCAGAAGAAUUUGGAGGACUUAAAUCAUUAUAUGUUCUCAACUUGUCGCAUAAUGCUCUUACAGGCCAAAUUCCACCAUCUCUAGCAAACUUGACUCUACUAGAGUCAUUAGACUUGUCCAGGAACAAUCUUACAGGGGAGAUUCCAAUGCAACUUGCAGAUGGUCUUACUUUUCUUUCUUUCUUAGACCUUUCUUUCAAUCAAUUGGUGGGGCGAAUUCCACAGAUUAAGCAAUUUACUACAUUUUCUGAAGCUUCAUUUGCUGGAAAUAAAGGAUUGUGUGGCUUCCCUUUGCAAACAGAAUGCCCAUAUGCAGAGCCAGCGUCACCUCCAACAUUUGAAAGAAGUCAUUCAAAUUCGGAGAUUGUGAAUGAUUGGGACUUUAUGAGAGUUGAACUGGACUUAUUUUUGGUUUUGGAAUUGUAA